AAAUAAAGUGGAUCCAAUUUAUUCAACACUCAAUGGCGUUGACCCCUUUAAAUGGUUAAGAAUUCAAAGUUUGACUCAACCUACUGACCCGGUCACCCAUCCACAUCCUUUCACCAUAUAUACAUUCCCCUUCCCACACUCCCAUCUCUUAUCUCCAAUUCAAAGAAAUUUCCUUGUAGCGACAAGCCUCAGAUUUCUGCAGAUUACAGCUUCCGAUUUCCGCCGCAGAAAUGGCCGUCGAUUUGCUCGGCUACCGGAAUCUCAACCGCCAUGCGCCGCCGGUCCAAGAAGCCGCUCCAGCUGGUUUCAAAUCGAUGCAACAAUUAAUCCUUGCUGCUUCUCACCAAAAUCAGCCGUCGAAUUUCACGGUUUUCAGCUCGCAAAAGGUCAGUUCAAACGUGAAUCGAACCGGUCACGCCCGCUUCCGGCGCGCUCUGGUUCAGCCUGAACCAGCUUUGCCUCCGGUUCAGUAUUCUGAACCCCGGGACUCCGGUUCGCACCAACUUCAGACGCUAAACCUAUUCUCCGAUUCCCCCGCCUCGGCGGCAGCGGCUGCUCCAGCGCGAGCGCUUGAUCUCUCUAAGGAGAUGAUCGGCGACGAUGUUUUGAGCUUGUCGGCGACGGUAUCGACGUCGGGGAACUCAUCUGCGACUUUCGCGUCGACGAUUACCGGCGAAGGCAGCGUGUCGAAUGGUAAGAGCGGGGCGCUGUCGACAGUCCCGAUCUCCGCCGGUAAGCCGCCGCUCUCCGGGAAGAGAUGCCGCGAACAUGAUAACAUCUCCGGCAAAAUCUCCGAUUCUUCCCGCUGCCAUUGCAAAAAGAGGAAAUAUAGGGUGAAGAGAACAAUUAGGGUUCCGGCAGUCAGCUCAAAAGUUUCCGAUAUUCCGGCGGACGAGUAUUCAUGGAGAAAAUACGGCCAGAAGCCGAUCAAAGGCUCGCCACACCCACGGGGUUACUACAAGUGCAGCACGGUGAAGGGAUGUCCGGCGAGGAAACACGUGGAAAGAGCGAGAGACGAUCCGACGAUGGUGAUCGUCACCUACGAGGGGGAGCACCGGCACGCGAAGCAGGAGAUACCCGCCGCGGUGGAGAAUGCAAAGGCGACUACUUCGUUGUAAUUUCGAGGUUGUUGGAGGGGUUGACUAGAAAAGAAAAGUAGAGUAGGUAGAGUGCUAGGGGUUUUAUUGUAAAUUUAAGUAGGAGUAGGGGUAGAAUCUCCAAAAGAAAAGUAGAAUGUUCAACUUUGAUUAGUGCUUUGGAUUCU
Messenger RNA from Salvia miltiorrhiza (redroot sage), 1264 nucleotides. RefSeq names its product probable WRKY transcription factor 17. The record is from RefSeq and is a predicted model, not a curated record. Gene Ontology annotation, molecular function: DNA-binding transcription factor activity; sequence-specific DNA binding. The transcript has 3 exons. Lineage: Eukaryota; Viridiplantae; Streptophyta; Magnoliopsida; Lamiales; Lamiaceae. Gene Ontology annotation, biological process: regulation of DNA-templated transcription. Bases 231 to 1118 code for a protein of 295 amino acids.